AUGGCCAAAGACGAAAAAGAAUCUGAUGUGGAUCAAAGCUUUGUCUCCGAUUCUCGCUCAGAAGCAGCCGACCUGCCAUCGGAACGUGAAGAACCACGUUCUGAAGACACCGUAACACCGACGACACCGCAUGAUACAAAGGCAAGUGUUGCUUUGCUCCCAGUGUGUAUGUUUGUCUGUAGACAGCUGUGCUAAUA
Molecule: messenger RNA, 197 nt
Organism: Strongylus vulgaris
Lineage: Eukaryota; Metazoa; Nematoda; Chromadorea; Rhabditida; Strongylidae
Source: the annotation of a GenBank genome assembly